AUGAAGGAUGUGUGUUUCCUUGAACUCUAUCUAUGUAUUUACUGUCGUAUUGCUAAUGGUAAAAAAUGCUAUGGAAUUGUUAUUAUGUGUCGAACAACAAAAGCGGUAAAAGUUAGUGUUCUCGAAAAUUUGUCCGAAAAUUCGUUAUAUGAUACUUUGAGAACCGUGUGGAAUCAGAUUGGAUACCCGACGGAAGUGUGGUCGGAUAACGGAACCAAUUUUAUGGCUGUUCGUGAAAAAUUGAAUAAAUUGGCCCGUUCUGGUCAAACAAAUGCUAUUAAUUGGAAAACGUCAACACCAUUGGCCCCAUGGAUGAAUGGUGCAGCCGAACGAAUGAUUAGAUUGGUAAAGGAAUGCUUGAAAAUGUUGCCAAAAAGGGCUCGUUCUCUUUUUUCUUUGCAAAGAAAUUUUAAUUACGUGGAAUAUGUGAUUAACCAACGACCGAUAAUACAAAAUGAUGGUCGUUUUUUCUCUGCUUUUGAACUAUGGAUGGGUCGUACCAUGAAUCUAAAACAAGAAAAUAAUAUAGACGACGUAUGGGAAAUGAAAAUUGAGAGAUCAAAAUUUGUUAAAGAAGUUGCCAAAUUGUGGAUGUCCCAAUACCUGAAGAAAUUGGCUCGAAUGUCAACUAACAAAUCGACAGAUGUGCAAAUUGGUGAUUGGUUAAUGUUGCCUGAAUUUCUGACUAAACGUUCUAAUUGGCCUAUUGGACAAGUAAUGGAAGUCAAGAGUGGAUCUGAUGGCAUAUGUCGUACUGUAAAAAUACGAAUUAAUGGAACAGAAUUGUGGAGACCAACGAAUCGUUUGAUUUGGAUAACGCAUUCUCGGCGGGAGAAUUGUAGCGGAACGUCAUAUAUGAAUGAAGAUAAAAUAUAAAAAACACAUGUAUCGAACUUUUGUCAGUGAGUGAUGAGUGUUUGUCAAAUUAUAUUGAUAUUGAUGAUAUUUGAUAUUUGAUUUUUGUGAAUUUAAAAACGAUACCAUCGUAUGGUACGUAAUCUAUUUUUAAUCAUUGUAAUUAUAAUUUAUUAUUCAAUAAUUCAAUUCCAGAAAUAAAGUUUAUAAAUUGUGAAUG
Molecule: messenger RNA, 1075 nt
Organism: Dermatophagoides farinae (American house dust mite)
Lineage: Eukaryota; Metazoa; Arthropoda; Arachnida; Sarcoptiformes; Pyroglyphidae
Source: RefSeq, a predicted model, not a curated record